AUGUAUGGCAAUCUCAGAAAGCCUCUGGUGGAGAAGUUACGCAGAGAAAGAAUCAACAGCAGCAUUGAGCAGCUCAAGUCUCUCCUGGGUCCAGAGUUCCUCAGACAGCAGCCAGACUCCAAGCUGGAGAAAGCAGACAUCCUGGAGAUGACAGUUUAUGUCCUGAGACGACUGCAGCAGCAGCAUCAAGCUGUGGACUCUGCAGCUGUCGAUCAGGGCUACUCCAGGUGUGUCCAAGAGGUGGAUCACUUCCUGUCCACAGAGGAGGUGGAGACACAGUCCCAGAGAAGACUUGUGAACCACUUCAACAAGCUGCAGUCUUCCUCUGGCCUAGAUUUCUUUCAAAAGAUGGAGUGUGGGAAAACUCUGGAGAGCAGAGUUUAGCAUGAUUAGCAGGCUCAACCCCACCAGCAGCAGACUGUUCUCCAAAGGGAUUUGGCACACUUCAGGAAACAGCUGCCCCAACCCCCCAUCCUCAUUCUGAAGGUUUUACACAGUUGCUGAUACAAAGGCAAAAAUAUGAUUAGAGGAUAAAAAAUGCACGAAAUUGAACGGAAGUUGAUAAAAUCACUUUCCAAAUCAAUUGAGCUGAUUCUUUACAAUGAAAUUGUACUGUACGCCAAUGGUGUUCUUUCCCUCCAGAUGGUUGGUGACGUCAGGCUCUGGUUCUACUUCAAAGCACGUCCAAUAUCGGUCACAAAAGGUCCAUUUAAAGUCCUUCUGUUGUUCAUUGACCACAG
Messenger RNA from Micropterus dolomieu (smallmouth bass), 740 nucleotides. Its product is annotated as transcription factor HES-5-like. Gene Ontology annotation, biological process: regulation of transcription by RNA polymerase II; regulation of neurogenesis; anterior/posterior pattern specification. The coding region runs from base 1 to 384 and encodes 127 amino acids. Gene Ontology annotation, molecular function: RNA polymerase II cis-regulatory region sequence-specific DNA binding; protein dimerization activity; DNA-binding transcription factor activity, RNA polymerase II-specific. The record is from RefSeq and is a predicted model, not a curated record. The transcript has 2 exons. Lineage: Eukaryota; Metazoa; Chordata; Actinopteri; Centrarchiformes; Centrarchidae. Gene Ontology annotation, cellular component: nucleus.